Molecule: messenger RNA, 599 nt
Organism: Racocetra persica
Lineage: Eukaryota; Fungi; Glomeromycota; Glomeromycetes; Diversisporales; Gigasporaceae
Source: the annotation of a GenBank genome assembly
GAGAAAACCAAACUCCUACUCAGCAAAACUACUAUCUGGAAUGCAUCACUCGCUAUCAUAAACGCAAAGAAAAAGAAAAAGCCCCCACUGGCUCCCUUACAGCCUUAGGCAUCGAAAAACAAAAAGAACUGUCUGAAGGACUUAUCCAGGCCUGGAGUAAAGACUUAAAUGUUCCCUCUUUAACCAAAUUCAAUGAAGUAAUGAACCAAGUAGUCGGCUAUGAGGAAUUUAAGAAUAAAAUGCGUAUGUAUCUCGUAAAUUUAGCCAAAGAUAUCCGAGAUAACAAAAAAACUGAACAAACCAUUUAUGUUUUAUUAGGCCCUCCUGGUAUUGGUAAAUCCUACAUUAGUGAAAAGGUGGCUGAAGGAAUGGAACGACCCCUUAUUAACAUCGACCUGGGAGGCCGAACCGACACUGGUAUUUUAGAAGGAGUUAGCCCUAGCAUCAAAGCCGCCUAUCCCGGCCGUCUUUGCUCGGGAAUUAGCCUCAGUAAAAACCGAGGAGCCAUUAUUCUUUUAGACGAGUUUGAAAAAGUUCGAGACGAAGGCUUAGCUAAUAUGAUGGGCAAUGUUUUAGACAUUAAAAAAAAUAAGGAUUGA